Messenger RNA from Papaver somniferum (opium poppy), 3759 nucleotides. RefSeq names its product putative disease resistance protein RGA4. The transcript is spliced from 3 exons. The record is from RefSeq and is a predicted model, not a curated record. The coding region runs from base 1 to 3759 and encodes 1252 amino acids. Gene Ontology annotation, molecular function: protein binding; ADP binding. NCBI's taxonomy places the organism in Eukaryota, Viridiplantae, Streptophyta, Magnoliopsida, Ranunculales, Papaveraceae. Gene Ontology annotation, biological process: defense response to other organism.
AUGGGUACAUCAACAGAUAAAUUACCAGUUUCCAAGAAUGGAACAAGACUACCACAAAGGACUAUACCAGCACCAAGGCCCCCAUUCAGGGCAGGUGGUGGAUCUUCUUCUUCGAAUGGUGCAACAGUCGUCAUACCUCACCCAGUUGUGCCACCAACUAUGAGCAGAAAGGAACAAGUUGCAGCACAAGCAGCAGUGCACAACUAUGCCUUGACGCAUGGUGGGUUUCCAGGUUUUGGAAGGAAACCAACUAGACCUUUGCAUCAAGCCGAAAGAGAGUGCUUCAAGUAUAAGGCUCGUGAUUUCGUUUCAUCCUCCUCCAACCCACUUGCAUAUCGUCGUAAGCUAGCUAAGAAAAUCGAGAAAAUCAAUAAACGAGUUGAUGAAAUUGCUAAAGAUAUGGAAAAGUUUCAGUUGGAAACUAGUUUUAACAGUGGUGAUGGUGAAAGCAGUUGGCUACGAAAUCGGCAAACUGCAUCCGUCUUAAUAGAUUCUGAAAUUGUGGGAAGAAAUGAUGAUAAGAAUAAGAUUGUUGACAUAUUAACAAAGGCGACUACACCUUUGGAAAAGGUUCCUGUUAUCUCAGUUGUGGGGAUGGGUGGACUUGGGAAGACCACCCUUGCACAGCUCGUUUACAAUGACGAGAUGGUAACUAAACUUUUCGAUCAAAGAAUGUGGGUCUGCGUAUCUUCAGAUUUCGAUGUGGAGAUAAUCCUAAUAAAAAUGAUGGAAUCCAUCACUCUUGCCAAGUUUGAUAGAUUAUCAAAUUUCGACGUGCUGGUGAACAAGGUUCGAAAAAAUCUCCAGGGGAAGAAAUUUUUGCUAGUAUUGGACGACUUGUGGAACGAGGAUGUUGAUCAAUGGGAGAUGCUCAGAAUUCCGCUGAUCGUUGGCGCUCAAGGGAGUAAAAUAUUAAUCACCACACGUAACAUGCAGGUUGCAGAUAUCGUGAAGGGGAGCAUUUGUCCAUACCAACUGGAAAAAUUACAAGAAGAUGAAUGUUGGUCUAUCAUGGAGAAAAUAGCAUUUUCUCCCGGCGGAGCUGUAAAGACUCAAAACAUGACAAGCAUCGGAGAAGAGAUUGCAAAAACGUGUUGCGGUUUACCACUUGCAGCGAAAUCCCUCGGGAGUCUAAUGCACUCGAGAAAUAAAGAACAGGAUUGGUUGUCGAUUAAAGAAACUGGCCUCUGGAAUACACAACAAGGACAAUGCGAAAUCAGACCAAUACUGAAAUUGAGUUAUGAUAACCUGUCGCCUCGUUUGAAACAAUGUUUCUCUUAUUGCUCCAUCUUUCCCAAAGGUUGGGAGAUUAAAAGAGAAACUUUGAUACAUAUGUGGAUGGCGGAAGGAUUCUUGGAGUCAUCAUCGAAUGCUGGAUACACAAGACCGGUUGAAGAGAUCGGAGAAGAAUAUUUUGAUAGUCUGGUGUGGAGUUCAUUUUUGGAUGCGGUGCAAAAGAAUGAUUUAGAUGACAUAAUCACGUGCAGGAUGCACGAUCUUGUGCAUGAUCUUGGACGAGAUUUUGCCAGUCGUGAAUAUGCAAUAUCAGAUGAGGACUUAUCGAGAAGAUGCUACAAUGCCUUGAGUGAACCGAAGACGGUGCGGACAUUUGUCAUCGUUGAACCAAAUUCUAACCUUUUAUUACACCCCUUCUCAUUGUUGAAAGUGCGUGUGCUACACUGUGGUCGUGCGACAGAAAAAGGCAGUGAAAUGAUUUUAAAUCUGGCUAUUGGUAAACCGCAUUUAAGGUACUCCCAUGACGAUAUAGAUAUUAUCGGCAUGAUGCAUGGUGGUCAUUCUUCCAUCAGUACACUUUACAGUUUGCAGACGUUGGUAUUUAGCAGGUGUACCUCUGUCCCAAUUCAUCUUCAAAACAUUGGGUCUUUGAAAAAUCUAAGGUUCCUUGACAUUUCUUCUUCAGAUAUUAAAGAACUGCCUGAUUCUGUCGGUAGUCUAUGUAACUUGCAAAGAUUAAAUCUCAGUCAUUGCAAGAGCUUCACCACCUUUCCCAACUCUGUCAGUGGUUUGCAGCAUCUAAAGUUUCUUGAUAUGUCGUUUACACCUAUCGAACAACUACCUGGCUCCAUCGUCAACCUUCGCAGUUUGCAGACUUUAGACGUAAAUAGCUGUGAGAAAUUACAAUCCAUACCGGAGUAUGUCACGAGUCUUGCUAAUCUGAGGAUAUUUAAUUUCAAUAACUGCCCAUUACUUGAAGCAUUACCUGAAGAUUUCGGAGCAUUAACACAGCUAAGGUCGCUUGACCUAGAGCAUACUGCGAUCAAAGUACUACCCGAUUCUUGCGGCAACCUGUUCAACCUUGAGUAUGUGGAUCUUUGGAGGUGUGAGCUUCCUAAAGAUGUAACAAACUGGAGUAAAGUGAGAAAGUUUUAUUCCAAAGGCAAAGGAAGAACACCAAUGGGUAUAGGAGAACUAGUUUUUCUGCGACAUUUGACAUACAAAGUUGGGGAAAACGUCAUCAACGAGACUGAACGUAAUGAAACAGGCAUUGAAGAGUUAGCAAACCUUAACAACCUUGAACGUCUAUUUAUUAUUGGCUUUGAGAAGGUGCAGGACCCAAAAAAUGAAGAGAGAGCAAAUUUGAAGGAGAAACAAAAGCUUCGUGUGUUAGAACUAUGUUGGACCGGAAUAGGAGAAGAGGAAGAAGAAGAAGACUGGAUUCAUUUUGAGGAGUUGGGCAUUCGCAUCAGUCGUUGGUUCCUGAAUAAUUUUCUAGCAAUUGAAGAACUCCAACCUCCCACGAGUUUGAGUAGGUUGCAUAUCUAUGACUUCAUGGGUCCGGACCUUCCCACCUGGAUGUCUGUUCCAUCUUGUCUUCAAAAUUUGGAAAUUUUGUGGCUUGUAGGCUGCAAAAAUAUUAUACAACUUACAGCAGGUAUUGGGCAGCUCCCACGUCUCAGGUGUCUGAAGCUGUCAACAAUGCGUUUGAAGAGUUUAGAUAUUGGUGAAUUUCCUUCAUUAACUAGUAUCCUUCUUAGUGAUAUGCCCUUUUUAGAAGAAUUGGGUUAUUACCAUUGUCUUCAGGAUCUGAUGAUUAGUGGCUGCAAACGUUUAACAGAAAUUCCUUCGUUUCCUUCUCUGACGAAUUUGGAAUUAGGGAAUAAUAUCAGCCAGAAUUUUGUAUGCUCAGUUGGGAGAAGCCUCACAUCUCUCACAACCCUAUUUUUGGAUAAUAUCGAUCGGCUUGUAUUCUUCCCGAUAAGCAUACUCGAAAAGAAUUCUAAUCUUCAAGAUGUGCGAAUUAAUGGGUGUAGUCUGUUUCAAGGCUUUGGUAUACAACUUGAUGGUUGGGAAGAGGACGUGGUUGCAUUGUGUGCGCCUGAAAUCUACUGCUGCAGCAGUACCUCUCUAGAGAAAUUGGCUUUGAUGCAUUGCCCGGUUCUUAAGUUUCUUCCAGAUUUACGUGGAUGGACUUCUAUUCAGAAAUUAGGGUGCAGUCAGUUUGAAGAAGAGGAGGUGGCUGCGCUGUGUGAGCCUGAAGUCUACUCCUACAGUACCUCUCUUAAUAAAUUGGUUUUGAUGCAUUGCCCAAGUCUUAAGUUUCUUCCAGAUUUUCGUGGAUGGACUUCUCUUCAUACAUUAGCCGUUUGGAACUGCCCACAAGUGGAGGAGUCUUUAACCUAUGAUCUCAAAGAACUCUCUUUUCUUAAAGAACUUGGAGUUGAUUUUAUUCAAAAAGACGUGCAGCUGCUACAUCCAUUUGAAGGGGUGAUGAAUUUGAUGCUUUUCAAUCAUAGAUGA